This is a messenger RNA of Mastomys coucha (southern multimammate mouse), 847 nucleotides long. It is a transcript of the gene Oxld1, whose product is annotated as oxidoreductase like domain containing 1. The transcript is spliced from 2 exons. The record is from RefSeq and is a predicted model, not a curated record. Gene Ontology annotation, cellular component: mitochondrion. Bases 40 to 672 code for a protein of 210 amino acids. NCBI's taxonomy places the organism in Eukaryota, Metazoa, Chordata, Mammalia, Rodentia, Muridae.
UGCGUCACAAACUCAUUGGCUCCGGCAUCCGCUCCUACUAUGGGCUCGCUGCUGCAGAACCUGUCCCGGGGAGGCCGGGUGGGAGCUGCGCUCUGGUGCUGGACAAAUGUCCGCGGCCUGAGCGGGCUCCAGUGCCCCAGCUGGGUUGCGCGAAGCCUUUCGUGCAGCCCGGGUAUCCCCGGUCUGGGAGGCAGGCCAGCGCUUGGAGGAAUCAUGGUCAGCGUGCUCACUGAGAGCUUUCUUCUUCAGGGAACGCACCAUUUCUCCAGCUGGGACUGCUGCCAGAGACUUCCCCGAGGUAAACACAGCGUUCUUCACAGACACCAUACUCCAGUGCAAGUCACUGAUAGCUGCAGAAAGUUGGGGACGGACCACAGGGAAGAAGGUUUCCAAGUAGGUACCGAGAAUGACAGGGAGUUGAAGGCCUCCCUGCCCAGGGGGAGCUCCAUAGGGCCCCCAUGCUCUCUGCCACCUGAGCUUGAGCCUCCCACAAACUGCUGUAUGAGUGGCUGCCCUAACUGUGUGUGGGUAGACUAUGCAGAAGCUCUGCUGAGGCUCUACCAAGAUGGUGGGGAGAAGGCCCUCGCCAUUCUAGAGGAGCAUGUGACAGAUGAGAACCUCAAGGCCUUCCUCAGAAUGGAGAUCCGGCUCCGAAUGCAGAGCGGAGCCUGAGCCAGUUUACCUGGUGACCUGGAACUCCUCAUCAUGGACAGACUCUACCUUUAAGAAGCAGCAGCAGCAGCACUUUUGUUCCUGAGCCUAGAAGGACGGCACAAGUCUGCCAGGAAUAGGAAUUAUUGUGUGACAACUUCGCCUCAGAAUAAAUGAAUCCUCUAUGAUAACCACA